Messenger RNA from Medicago truncatula (barrel medic), 1621 nucleotides. RefSeq names its product transcription factor bHLH19. The coding region runs from base 133 to 1119 and encodes 328 amino acids. Lineage: Eukaryota; Viridiplantae; Streptophyta; Magnoliopsida; Fabales; Fabaceae. Gene Ontology annotation, molecular function: protein dimerization activity. The transcript is spliced from 5 exons. The record is from RefSeq and is a predicted model, not a curated record.
UUCUACUUGCCCUCUCUCUAUAAAAACAGGUUGCAAAUAUUUUCUUCACAAACAAACAUCAACACUUCAUCUCUUCUCUUUCUUCAUCUAUCUUCAACCAAGUUUGUGCAUACAAAGAAUUCAAUCGGAAAGAUGAUUCAAAUUUCAUCCACCAACUACAUGCCUGAAUUUGGAUUAAUGGAGGACACUACUUUGUUUAGUGAUCAUGAAUACCAAAUGGAUUCAUAUGCAUUCCAGUUUGAUGAUAUGGCAUACUUCAAGUCUUUCUCAGAAUCCCCACAAGAGAGUACUUAUUCCUCUCAUACCAACAUCAACAACAAGCGAAUCCAUUCCGAAAGCACACAGAACAGUUCUUUCCCUACUCAAAGUCCAGAUCAAUCUGUUGCCUCAGCAACACCACCAACUAAACUACUCAAGGCUUCUCCCAAAAUCAUUUCAUUUGAUUACUCGAAUAAUGAUUCAAAGGUUAAGAAGCCUAAAACCGAGAUCGGGUAUGGUGAAAACUUGAAUUUUGGAAGUGUGAUUUCUCAAGGUGAUUAUUAUAAACGAGAGAACAAGGUUUCUGCUGUAAAUAGAAACCCUAUGCAGGCUCGAGAUCAUGUUAUCGCCGAAAGAAAACGAAGGGAAAAGCUUAGCCAGAGAUUCAUUGCACUUUCCUCUAUUCUUCCUGGACUCAAAAAGAUGGACAAGGCAACUAUUUUAGAAGAUGCUAUAAAACAUAUGAAGCAACUACAGGAAAGAGUAAAGACUUUAGAGGAACAAGUAGCCGAUAAAAAAGUCGAAUCAGCAGUUUUUGUGAAGAGAUCAAUCCUCUUCGACAAUAAUGAUAGCUCCUCUUGCGACGAAAACUCCGACCAAUCACUCCCGAAAAUCGAAGCAAGAGUUUCUGGAAAAGACAUGCUCAUCAGAAUCCAUGGUGAUAAACAUUGCGGCCGAUCUGCGGCCGCAAUACUCAACUUAUUGGAAAAGCAUCAUCUCACAGUUCAAAGUAGUUCUAUUUUACCAUUUGGAAAUAACUAUGUUGAUAUAACCAUUGUUGCUCAGAUGAACAAAGAAUAUUGCUUGACAAUAAAGGAUCUUGUAAGAAGCAUAAAUCAGGUUUUGAGGCAGCUUAUUUGAUCCAAAACAACCAGUUUCAAGGCAUCAACAUUUGUUGAUGUGCAUGCUAAUGAGUCAUGACUAUAGUCUAUAGUAAUGACCUAAGUUUUAUUAUGGCUUUUAGUUUUAAUAUCAGAGAUUUCUUUUUUUUUUUUUUUUUUUGGUCCAUCAUUUGGAUUAUUGAGGUAUAUAUUUGAGUGCAGAGUUCAACAUAUGAUAAUGCCAAGGUGUUUUCUUGUUUUUUGCACAAUGGCAUUUUUUAGAACUCUGCAUCUCUUUUUUUUUUCUUUUUCUCUUCACAUAAGAGGGAUUUUUUUUAGACAAUUUGACUAUUCAGAUAGAUCUGUUUCGUCCCUCUUUCACGUUGUGGAGAUUGAAUAACAAUGUUGAUUGUAUUUAUUUUUAUAAUGUUUCUUUUGUCGUUUUGUGAUGGAUUCGUUCUAUAUAAAACUUAUGAUUAUUGAUUGUGACUAAAUGACAACUUGUUCUACCAAAUAUAGUAUUGGAUUCUCGUGUGGAUGCA